Molecule: messenger RNA, 615 nt
Organism: Argentina anserina (silverweed cinquefoil)
Lineage: Eukaryota; Viridiplantae; Streptophyta; Magnoliopsida; Rosales; Rosaceae
Product: peroxidase 44-like
Exons: 1
Biological process (GO): response to oxidative stress; hydrogen peroxide catabolic process
Molecular function (GO): heme binding; peroxidase activity
Source: RefSeq, a predicted model, not a curated record
UCAACAGUCUCUUGUGCUGAUAUCAUAACCCUCGCCACUAGAGAUGCAGUGGUUUUAGCCGAAGGCCCGAGCUACAAAUCACCCACCGGACAGCGUGACGGCGUAGUAUCAAAUCCCAACGAGGUCAACUUGCCCGGUCCGUCCUUCUCUGUGUCUCAGGCAUUGCAGGCCUUCACAGCCAAAGGAAUGACUCUGAACGAUAUGGUGACUCUUUUGGGUGCACACACCGUUGGUGUUGCGCACUGUAGCUUUUUUGACGAUAGGCUCUCCAACUUCCAAGGGACAGGCUCUCCCGAUCCUUCAAUGGAUCCAGCUUUGGUUACCAAGUUGAAAAACAUGUGCGCGGGACCUAAUGAUCCUACUGCAUUUUUGGACCAGAAGACAUCAUUUGCCUUUGAUAAUGAAUAUUACAACCAGGUUAAUUUGAAGAGAGGUGUGAUGCAGAUUGACCAGGAGCUAAGUUUGGAUAAGUCCACAGCUGGUAUUGUUUCUGGGUUUGCAUCAAAUGGUGGCAGAUUCAGCCAGAGUUUCGCAACUGCUAUGUUAAAGAUGGGAAGCCUUCAGGAUGGAAAUGCCGGUGAAAUCAGGAAAAAUUGUAGAGUUUUUAAUUAAUCA